Rotaria sordida is the source of this 402-nucleotide messenger RNA. The record is from the annotation of a GenBank genome assembly. Lineage: Eukaryota; Metazoa; Rotifera; Eurotatoria; Philodinida; Philodinidae.
AUGGCAAAUCAACCAAAUAUACCUCUUGAUGAUUAUUAUUUAGUAUUUCUGAAUAAGGUGCCAAAUUUACUUGAUGAAAGUAUGGACAGUUCAUCGUAUGAAGGUUCAUUAGGUGAAAUGUUUAGUAUUCAUACUUAUAUUGCCUUUACAAUGAAUAAAAUUAUUCAUCAUUCACAACAAAAUUCAGAAGUAGUUUAUCAACGUGAAAUGAAACCAUAUGCAGAUGGAAAUCGUUUAUUUCGUAUUUUUUCAUUUAAAAAUGAUCGUCAUGUUAUAACAACAUUGAUUAUUAUUGAUUCAUUUGAUGAUGAAAGACUAUAUGAAAAAUGGACACAUUUUGUUGAAUCUUAUAUACAUGGUAAUGAAGAUGAUCAUGAUGAAGCAAUAACAGGAUUUAUAUGA